Messenger RNA from Macrosiphum euphorbiae (potato aphid), 1125 nucleotides. The record is from the annotation of a GenBank genome assembly. Lineage: Eukaryota; Metazoa; Arthropoda; Insecta; Hemiptera; Aphididae.
AUGUACGGAAAUGACGAUGUGACACGGUUACCGGGUUACGUAUCAUUACUUCGCGGAAUUAAAAUAUCUUUCGUUCACACGUCGUCCGCUUGUGCACACAGUAAACGGAAUUCAAUUUCAGCAUUUCGGUCCCCAGACAUGACCACCAAGCGGAGCACUCGGUCCGGGUCGGUCGAAUCGAAUUACAUACCUACGGGCUUGGCCAUGAGAUCCGAGACCAAAGGCACGCUGCUGGUCAGGGAACCGACGACCGUGUCCAACAUAUUCUUGACGGUGUUGUUGUUCGCAUGCAGAAAAUAUCUCUUUUUCUCGACGCACAGACGGCUAUUCGUGUACUUGAUUCUGCUGGUCGCCUCCGUAGUCGGUGACUUCAUCAAGUUCCCGAAAAUCUACUUUGCCAACAGCGACACGUUCCUCAACCAGUACCUGGUCAAGUUGGGUUGGUUCUGGACGCUGCUAUGGACGCUGUCGUUUCUAGUAGCCACCAGCAAGGUGUUCUGCCUCAACUCUCGUCCGAGCAUUACCAUGCAUGCCACUCGUCUGAUAGUCGCCACAUUUUUCUGGUACUUUUGGACGAACGCUUUCAAUCGACUUGAAGAUUAUUACGGCAAGUGUUCGGGGAGCAGGGGAAUGACCCGAUCAGCGUGCAAGUCUGCUGGUCACCUAUGGAAAUCGUUUGACGUUUCUGGCCACGUUUUCAUACUCAUAUAUAGUACACUGUUGAUGAUUAGUGAAGCGAGGCCUAUCAUUGGUUGGGAUAAAAUUCAAGAUGUGUUGAGAAAUGAAGAGAACGCUCGAAAAGAAGGCAAAAAAGUUGCGACCACAUUUAGCAGUUUGAAAGAAGAGGAACUGCAAGAGAUGAAAGCAGUUUAUAAGAAGAUGACACCUUUCGUACAAGUCUUAUUCAUAGUAAUCACAAUUUUUGUCGCUAUUUGGGAGUUAAUGCUCAUCACAACGAUGAUGUAUUUCCACACAAUGCCCGAAAAACUAUUGGCGGGCAUAGUGGCAAUGUCAACGUGGUUUGUGACAUACAGGGGCUGGUACAGUUCAUCAUUUUUGCCCCCUCUGCCCGGUGACGGAUUCUUUAAAUAUCAAGCACUUCAAAAGAGUGAAGUAGGUAUUUAG